Molecule: messenger RNA, 9143 nt
Organism: Haplochromis burtoni (Burton's mouthbrooder)
Lineage: Eukaryota; Metazoa; Chordata; Actinopteri; Cichliformes; Cichlidae
Gene: pgap1
Product: post-GPI attachment to proteins inositol deacylase 1
Exons: 26
Coding region: 138-2954 (938 amino acids)
Biological process (GO): GPI anchor metabolic process; endoplasmic reticulum to Golgi vesicle-mediated transport
Cellular component (GO): endoplasmic reticulum
Molecular function (GO): phosphatidylinositol deacylase activity
Source: RefSeq, a predicted model, not a curated record
UUUGGGUGUGCGGCGUGUGGUUCCUGUUGUGAGCUUCAGCCGGUGUCUGACAGCCUGGCGGGGAACGAACAGAAGGAAAAUGGAAUCGUGUAGCUCAGACAUCAGUGAAAUUUAAAAGCCACACUCACGGUGGAAGCAUGAAGCUCGCCGCGGUGGCUUUUUACGGUUUGGCCGCGGGGCUGCUGGCGGUCGGCCUGCGAGAGUUGCUGACAGGCUUCGAGGAGAACAGAUGCAGUAUGACCUAUAUGUUUGAAUACCCGGAGUAUCGGCGUGUGGCGCUGCCUCGCCGUGUGGCCAGACUGUACCCGGCCUACGGGCUCUACCUGUACGGAGAGGGUGUCUACGCCCAGGAGACCCGAGCACUCAAACUCACCGGCGCCCCUGUGCUUUUCCUGCCUGGAAAUGCCGGAAGUUAUAAACAAGCUCGAUCUCUGGGCUCAGUCGCUUUGAGGAAGGCUGAAACCAUGGAGGGAGGUCUCCACUUCAACGUGUUCACUGUGGACUUCAACGAGGAGCUGGUGGCGCUUUACGGCGGCAGUUUGCUCAGGCAGACGCAUUUCCUGCACGAGAGCAUCAAAGCCAUCCUGAGGCUGUACAAGCACCUGAAGACCCCACCUCAGAGCGUUGUGCUCGUCGGUCACUCCAUGGGAGGAGUGGUGGCCCGGGCACUGUUCACUUUGCCUCGUUUCAACACUAACCUGGUCAGCCUCAUCAUCACCCAGGCCUCCCCUCACCUGGCUCCAGUGCUGGCCCUGGACCCGUACCUGCUGGAUUUCUACUCUGCAGUCAGACAGAAGUGGGUUAACCAGGCAAACAAGCUCAGGAAUGUCACAGUUUUGUCCGUCGGGGGUGGUUAUCGUGACUACCAGGUCCGCUCCGGCCUCACUUCCCUGCCGUGUCCUCCAGGAGACCCGAACAAGCUGUCACUGGUGGUGACUGCAGUUCCCAGGACGUGGGUGUCUACUGAUCAUCUGUCCAUUGUCUGGUGCAAGGAGCUUGUUCUUGCCACUGUCAGGGCGUUCUUUGAUCUUAUCGAUCCUGAAACCAGACAGUUCACAGAAAACUCUGAGAAGAAGUUAGCUGUGCUGAACCAUCAUUUCAUUAAACAUCCUGUGAGGUUGCCUGGAGAAACUCAAGAGACACCAGUCUCCAUUUCAGAUCUUCCUGAUGCAUGGAGUGAAGUUAACACACUUCGUCUGGCUUACAGCACACCAAAGGAAGGACAACCCAAGUUCUUCCUGUUUGCCCUGUCGAGUCGCAGGAAAGCCUACAGCCAUUUCUACUGCCGGAGCAACAACCUGGAGAUGACCAGCUGGGUGUACGGCUGUUUGCAAAAGAAUGGCUCAUCAUGUGUGUUUGCAGCGGAUCUGUCUAAGGGAACUGAGCUUUUGCCUCCCUACAAGGUCCUGACUCUGAGGCUCAGUGACUUGUCGUCUUUUACUCAUCUGUUUGUCUCGGCCUCAAACCUCAAUGGCAAGCAGUUCACGGUGGAGUGUGAGUGGCAAAGAGAAGAAUCUCAGACUCUGUCUGUCGCAGUGCCGCAUGUCCUGUCCUUCGGUUUGACCUCGAGUGAUGUUACGGUUAACUCCUCUGGACUUCUUCACACCAUCGAGCUGCAACACUUUCACCAGGUCUAUCAGGCUUUCAGAAUUAAUGUUGCAAGCCAGUGCAAAGUACAGAAAGACAGAUUGCCGAGCGUGUACAGGAUAAAGGUGCCAUGGUUUCGAGAGGACUCUUUAACCACGGUCAGCGUGCCAUCAGUGACGGAGAUCUCAGGGAUGCUCCACACAAGUCGUCCAGACAACACCUCAGGUGCACUCCUGCAGCUCCACACUGCCCCCAACUGCCAGUAUAAGGUCUCCAUAAGAACUUCGUUACCCAGGGUGCUCGGACAGAUACUGAGGUUCUGUGGUCACAUGGUACCAGUGUACACAGCUGUAACCCUCCUUCUGGCCUGUGGGGGGCAGGUGUCCUCCAUCCUGAAGUCAAGGCGAGCUACAGACAUGAGUCAGAUGGUGGGCAAAGGCCUGCAGCCCCACAAAGUCAACCUGCCUGUGUAUAUUUUGCACAUCGCACUCAGCUGUAGCUGCUUUCAGGAGGUCUGGUCCAUGCUUUUCCUACCCUCUAUGGACACACUCCCUCCAACCUUCCCUGAUGUGGCAUUUCAUGAAGAGGAGACACCAGGUGAAGAAUGGGUUCACCUCCUCUCCCCUCUGCUGUAUAUUUUUGGGGCAGCUGUGGCGUACUGGGGCAGCACUCUACUCAGACUUGUUAUCCGGCUGAUCUCGUUGGUCUUGGCUCCAUUGCACAGGCCGUCUGUCUCCAGAGACUGUGGCACCCUGCGGCUGCGAACCCAGCUCCUCAUCACGCUGUGUCUGACUGUUAUGGGCGGGACUUCCUGUGGGGCGUUGUCGAUAUUUGCCUCGUUCCUGUUUCACCUUUAUAGGGUUCUGAGGCUGCAGAUGACAGAAAGAUAUUUGAGACACAUGUUGAAUCUGGCUCCCCGGAAGCACAAAGAAGCUGAGAAUGGCACAAUCGAUCCCGAAUGCUUGAGCAGGUCUAAAGAAAGCAACGGCACCCCCUUGCUGUCGGAGUGCGCCCUGCAGGAGGUGAGGGAUGACCUGCAGCUCCACCUCUGCCUGUCGGCGCUUUUCACGCUGCCCGUCAUGCUCAGCGGUCCCUCGCUCAUCCACUGGAUCCGUAACCUGAGGUAUUCCACCCAGCUGAAUCCCGACCCUUGCUGGCCAUACAUCGUGCCUCUAAUUUUUGUCUACAUGCUGCUUAUUAACUGUAACACUUUAAAGCUCAGCAACAGUAAACUGCUGCCUCUGACCUCCUGCCUCCCUCUCCACUUGGCCAUCAUCAUGGUGACUUUCUCUCCUCUUCACCUCUACAGAAUCACCUACUUCCUGUUGGCGUCACUCAUCCCGCUGGCCUUGUGCUGUCUCCUCUGACAGCACCGGGCUGGUUUCAGUCUCCAUCUCCACCAUAACAUGCCUCUUCUUAAGUCGCAGCCUGACUCUCUGAGGCUGGUUGAGGACUUUCUGUACCGGGCUGCUAUGGAGCGGAGCCAUAGACAUACAUAGCCUGGUUAACUUCCUGCUCACUGUUAGCACUAAAGGCUCCGUGGUGAUUACACAGGGUGUUUCAAAAAGAGAGGGUGUAAUGGCCUCAGAGCAUUUGGUGCAAAUAUGGCUCUGUUGGAUUGUCCUGAAACCAUGUUUGCCUUACUCUGUAUAUCUAUAGCUCUGCCUUCAGGGAGCGCCAGCUCCACAACCAGUGAAGCUUCUGAUAUGAGAGACUGUGGAAAGGGUGUUACUGUUAUAACAUGAUGUUGUUUCUGGUGUCAACAGUGGCGUUGUUCACUGUGGUCACUGUGCUGUAAACUCUUACACUGCCUACUGCUUAGCAACAACUUACAGCUCUAACUGUUACCUGCUCACUGUCGUAGUACCUCCUCUAAACCAGAGGCAGAGUAUUACAUUUAUUCCGUUAGAGAAAUCCAAAGCAGGCGUGUUUAUGUUCUCACCUAUUUGAUGCACAAUAUUGACGGUGGCUGCAAAAUGAAGGGUUGCACUGAGGAAGGCUUGUGUACAUGUGCAGGUUUGGGGGCGUCUUGUUAUCCAGAGAAAGUCUGAAUCUCCAUGAUCUCUACUACACCUGAUCAAUAAGAAACAUUCUACUUCCUGUUUAUUUGAUUUUAAAAAGUUUAGCUGCAAUUCAGGGAAGGGUACAGCAGGGGGAGCUCAUGAGAUAGUGUAAGAAACUAAACAAACUAAAAGAAUUUUCACCGGAUUUUCAAACAUAUAGCGGAUCGAAACUACUAAAAUAAUAAAUCUGUAAAUCUGUAACUGAAUUAAAAUUAUAUCAGAUGCCUAAAACAAAUAUUCAUUAAUUUAUAACAAAGUAAAUAGAAAUUUCUAUUUUAAUUUCCCAUAUCUUAUUUUUUUUCCAAUUCCCUGUUACCCUUUUAUGUCUGAUGGGGUGUUGCUGUCACACCACGGGGCAAGCGGGCAAUGUGGACACCCAAGUUUGUGAAUACGACAUAUGAUACUGAAACCGAUACCAUAGAUUCGCCUACUGAAAAUCUAGGACAAGUUCGAAAUCUCAGUGAGCUCAAACUCGAGGUCAGAAGUCAACUAUUCUACAUAUCACCUGGGCAUUCAUUAUUAUAUUUUGCUUUAAUUUUGGCAGUUUCAGUGCUCUGUAGAAAAAAUUUAUCCCUGCACGUGUCAGACUGUUUAGGGUUUUUUUUUUGUUUUUGCUUUUUUAAAAAAAAAAAUAUUACAUGCCAUUUUGAGAAGGAAGUGAGCACUUUAAAGGCAUUGCUGUAAAACGUGUUCAGAAAUCUCUAUGUGCCAAACUCGCUGUAAUCCUGUUGAUGGGUUAAAAGUAAGUUAGACCAAAAUGCCAAGGAAUUUGAGAGAUGAAUGCUAAGCAGAAAUAAAUUAGUGUUUUAAGGUGGAACAAAUCAUAAAUAUUUCAUUAUGGGCAUACAAUCACAUGUUCAUUCUAUAUCAGGUGUGGUUGUUGGUGUUUUGAGGUGAAGGCAGUGUGUUGUUUCUGUGUACGUUCUCUGUGAUAUCCGGACCUUGAAUCCUGGGAUUGGAAGUAGAAUUUGCUUUUUGCUGGUGUUGUGUUGAGUUUAGUAUUUAUCUUAUGUUUGAGUGUUGGUUGAAGUUUUUUGUUUUCAUUUCAUAUUUGAAACGUUGAAAAAACAUAACAUAAAAGAACUUUAUUUAUAAGAUUUGGAUUUUAACAAUUUAACAAGGAGAGGAUAGAGUUGUUUUGUUUUUUUGCACUGUCAGCGAAAAAAAUCAAACCAACCCCACGUUAUUUAUCUUGGCACCUCCUGACUUCCAUAUUUUUCUUUGUUUCAGAACAAACCCUUCAGCUUCCUGCUGAGGAUGUAAAUAUUCUAAAACUGCUCACAAAAGUUUGUUAUCAUUAAUGUUGGUGUGAACCAACAUUAAUGAUGGUGCAUUGAUUUGGGACUAUUUUCAGUUGCAGAUUAUUACAAAUUUAAUGCUCUAGUAGAAUACAAUGGAUACGGGUUGAAAAUAUGAAUGAAGUGAGACCUUUUACAAGAAAUAUGACAGAAAUAAGACUUUUGUUUUAAUGAGACGAGAGAGCAUCUGAUAUGUUGAAGCUUUUGAAUGGAAAGAGUCAUAGAGAAAAAAUCUGUUGCCACAAUUACUUCAAACUGUUAUCAUUGCUGAAAACAGUUUUGUGUGUGUGUGUGUGUGUGUGUGUGUGUGUGUGUGUGUGUGUGUGUGCUGUUAUAACAUGUAGGCCUGACUUUUUGUUGCCUUUUUGUUCAAUUUUUGUUGCCAAAUUUACAUUUUUAAGCCAGUUUCACUCACAUUCGUUUGACCUUAAAUCAGUUUAAUCAGUUAAAAUGUUUUUUGUGUGAUAAAUAUGUGGGUGUUGUGCUCCAAGAUUACUUAACAAAAAAAAGGGAAACAUGUUGUCAAACAUUAUUUUGGCUGCUGGCCAAACCAUAUUCAAGUUCGAAAUGGGGUAAUGUGUCUAAAAUUGGCUGUAAUUCCUCAAUAGCUUGGAGAUUACUUUUAUUCAGCCCCUCGAAUUAAAGCAGAGAGAGUCUACUUUAAGCCUGUAGUCACUAUGUCACUCUAACUUGAAUAUGUUUUAUUCAGUAACUAAAAUAAAUCAACUUCAAGCAUAUAAGAAGCUAGCUCUGAGAGUUUGUAUUUCAUGUCAUGCCUUUCUCUCUGGAAAAUUAUGAAGGACCAAAAAUGCUGAAAUAAUAACUUCAUAAACAAAUAAGAUAUGAAAUGCGCUAAAAUUAAUAAGUAAAAAUUAAUGUAAGUAUUACUUAAUUUAUGGCACAUUUUAUAACAUUGAUUUUUUUUUUUUCAUUUUAUUUUUAACUUGUGAUUUAAUCUUCCAUUGUUAUUAGUUUGUAGUUAAGUUAUGCGUUUGGAGGUAGAAAGGAAAAUUAUCUGCAUGACAGUGCCAUCAUUUUUAUGAAGAAAAAAAUCAGUUUUAGCUAAAUAAAGAUGAAAUGAAGAAACACGUUUGUGGAGAUAAAUGGAAGGAAAAAAUUUAAUGGAAAUAAAUAAAUACUAUAUAAUUGAUAUUAUGGGAAACAAUAUGGUGACAAAUAUGUCGCUCUUUUUUUCAUUAAUUGAGUUGUACAACUUUUUACUUUUUUAAUCUUUAUAAUUUGAUCUUUAUUCAUUUCCCUGUUGUACAUGAAUUUUGACAGCUUCAGUCCUCCGUACUAACAGUGUCUUAUUUUAUUUCUGUCUUACAUCCUGCUGCUGCUGCUGUGCCUUUUUGCUUUCUUGUGUAAGCAGCAGUUUGUGUUCAGAUCUCAGCAACUUUGUGCUGGCUGAAGCCCUACAUUGAAUGUAAAGCAUAUUUCACUCCUUUGUGUCCACUCGCAAAGCUCCUCUGUUUUCUUUACAUUUUAUUUAAAAUGUGGGACUCUGUAGUAACUAAAUACUAAAGAUUUAGGGACCAAUCAAGCUCACAGUCAGAAGUCAACACGCUCUGCAGAAACCGCUGUUCCCAAUGUGAAUGUACCUGCACUGAAUGUCUCUGUGUGUUUGAGUUUAUACAGUGGUGUAAGUGUUCAGCUUCCCUCUGCACUUGUGCGUUUUUGGUAUAGUUUUAGUGCUUUGAGAUGCACAUCGUCUGCCUCGCUGUGAAUCGGUGGCAAACACAACUUUGUAGAACAAAUUAGUAGCGAUGAGAGUUAUGUUUUCUAUAAAUAGACUUGUGACUUGUAUCGGUGUUCACUGUGAUCACAUCCUUCCACAUGCACUCUCGCACCAAGUAAUCCACACACACAGACAACUGCUGUUCUGGGGACAUUUUGCUAUUUCAAAUUUGGUGGGUUUUGUGUUUUUUAAAAAUGUGAUGAAGCUCUUGGAAUACAUUCAACAUAAAGUUAAAACAUUUGGAUUGAAAUAAAGCAGGAAAUCAAAUUCUCAUUUUAUUUUGUUCUAUUUUGAAAUGCUGUCACUUGAAACCAGUGUGCCAAACUGAUGCAUUCGCUUUGUAGAGCAUCUGUCAUAUAUAUGAAUGUGCAGCAUGGCUUCAGUUCAGGUAAAAGGACCUUUGCAUAGAAGGGCACGUUAUUCCUCCAAAUCCCUCUGUGGAAGCCUCCAGAAAAAAAACCUCAAUUUGUAUAAAUUGCAUAAAAUAGGCGCAGGAAUUGCUGCCACAAUGUCUCCUAUUAUAGCCAAGAUCGGCAGUUAAAGUGGACCUUUUCUUAUUUCCAACUUCAUAUUUUUUAUUCUUGGACUCCUCUGUAGCAGCUUUGCAUGAUUUACAGUUCAAAGUAGUUCUUCUUUAUCUUACACUGGGCCAGUUUUAACUCCUCUCCCUUUAAGGCCCUCAUUAGCAACAGAUUUGAAAAAGCAGGUAGGUGGUUCUUCUAUGUCCCCAAAUUUGGAUAUACCCUCUUUAUGAUGUCAUACAGUUGCAAACUUAAAAAACAAAACUGUCUGAAACUGAGUGUUCUGAGCAGUCUUAAGAUGGUAUUUUCAGAGAAUGGGGAUUAUCUCUUUAUUUGAAAGUUUCAUCAUGCUUGGUAUGAAAUACAGGAAAGCAGAAUAGAGUUUAUAACAUCCUAAAUGUCAACCUGUUCAAAGUGAUUAUUUUAUUUUUAUUUUUUUAUUUUUUUUAGGCAUGCAAAUUUGUGUGAACAGCUAAAAAUAUGAGCUUUUGUUUGUUUGUUUUCUCAUCCAGCUACUGACACAUUUCUGUCAUAUUUAACAGGAUUACUUUCUUCCAGGGUUCCAGUCAGCAGCUUGACCUCUCCUCUUCCUCUUAUCUGCGUUUUCCUAAUUUCAUUACACUCGGUAAUCUUCCGGCUUCUCCUGCUUUCUGAGCAUCAUUUAUUUUAAUGUUCGGAGUGCUGGUAGCUGCUUACAGGAGCUUGUGCCUGCUGAUGGUUGGGAACGAGUUCAUGAACUUUUGAAAAUGGCAUCACCCCAUCCUUUCAUUAGGUCUCUAAAGAUGCUCAUUGAGGUUUGAAACAUUAGUAAAAGUUAAAUAGAGGUCAAGUCUUUUGCAAGGUGUCGUUUUCAUUGUCCAGAAAGAUUUGUUAUAAUUUCGGUUUCAGACUUCAGUUUGUCUUCUUGCUGAACUGAACCACAGUAAGAGAAGUUUUCACCAGACUACUGCAUCCCACUGCAUCUUUCUUUCUUUUUUUUUAAUGAGCUUGCUUCUCUGGCUCCCAAGGUGACACUCACUCUGAUUGAUCUCUGGAAACAUCCUUUGUGCAGCUGCCAAAACCCGAGCUGCUUUUACCCCUAAAAACAGACUAGAGGCUUCAAGAUGUCGCAGUAAUUUAAAGUCUUAAAAUCAGCCAUUUUACUGGUACUUACUGUAAAUUCAAGUGUUAAAAGUUAUCAGCAUUUGCAGAAACUUUGAUUUUAUCUGUAUUGUGCUGAAGAGAUAUGAAGUGAAGCUGAACUGUGGCCUGGCUGUACUUUCAUGUACGUACCAAAAGAGGGAGCAGCGAGUUAGUGUAACCUUGCAUUUAAUCAAUAAAAAGCACAUUCCUAUUUACAGUGGCAGCCAAGGAAAAGGCUGGUAAACUGCUGCCCCCUGGUGGUGAAAGUUUUAGUCGUAUUUCCCAGAACAAACACAAAAACCUUUAAACGACACACAUCCUUGAUCUCUUUUUUUGCUGUUAAGUGACAGCCAAAGAAACAAUAUCAGAGACAGCUGAUUGUUUUUAUUCAUAAUCAUCUUCUGUACAAACUUGUGAUGUUUAACAGUGUUUACCUGGUGAUAUGAAAUGUUCUUACUGCAGUCUAUAAGUGCUUUACAGUUCAGUGGUUCCACUUGUCUUGCUUCUGCCUACAGUGACUUUAAUACCUGUAACCUCCUGCUAGCUGGUCCUCGUUGUGCAGAACUAGUUAGUCCUCUAACACAUGCUCAUACAUCAGGCAGUUGGAAACGUCUUGUUUUGUUUAUUCACGUUUUCUGAAGAGGCUCUGGCGUGGACGAGUAUUUAAUCCUCAGGUUUCUGUGUCGGUGUGUCAAAAUCAGUCGCUUUGAUGUUUUUAUAUCUCUCACAUUUUUAUCUGAUGUGACUGUAAAUGAGCAAACUGUGCAAUUUUUUUUUGGCACUGUUGUUGUUGGAAUAAAACCACGAAAAUGAC